AGUAUGCUGAAUUUCUACACUGCAAAGGGAGGAAGUUUACUGAUUUUGAUGAAGUUCGUCAGGAAAUUGAAGUAGAAACAGAUAGAAUAACAGGAGUGAACAAAGGCAUUUCUUCAAUUCCGAUUAAUUUAAGAAUAUAUUCUCCACAUGUGUUAAGCCUGACUCUUAUUGAUUUGCCGGGAAUCACUAAAGUGCCAGUGGGGGAUCAGCCUCCAGAUAUUGAGCAACAGAUCAGAGACAUGAUAAUGCAGUUCAUCUCUCGGGAAAACUGUCUGAUACUGGCUGUGACUCCAGCUAACACUGAUCUGGCCAACUCGGAUGCACUGAAGUUAGCAAAGGAAGUGGACCCUCAAGGCCUUAGGACCAUCGGUGUGAUCACAAAAUUGGAUCUGAUGGAUGAAGGAACAGAUGCAAGAGAAAUUCUAGAAAACAAACUACUUCCUCUUCGUAGAGGUUAUAUUGGAGUUGUAAACAGAAGCCAGAAAGACAUUGAUGGGAAGAAGGACAUAAAGGCAGCUCUUCUAGCAGAAAGGAAAUUCUUUCUUUCCCACCCAGCGUAUAGGCACAUGGCAGAUCGGAUGGGAACGCCGUAUCUCCAGAAAGUUCUAAACCAGCAACUUACCAACCAUAUUCGGGAUACUCUGCCAGCCUUCAGAAGCAAACUCCAGAGCCAGCUGCUUUCUAUAGAACAUGAAGUAGAGGUGUACAAAAACUUCAGACCAGAAGAUCCAACCAGAAAAACGAAAGCCCUGUUGCAGAUGGUACAACAGUUUUCAGUGGACUUUGAAAAAAGAAUCGAAGGAUCGGGGGAUCAGGUGGAUACACUAGAACUUUCAGGAGGCGCCAAAAUCAAUCGCAUUUUCCAUGAACGUUUUCCUUUUGAACUAGUGAAGAUGGAAUUCAACGAGAAGGAACUGCGGAGAGAAAUAAGUUACGCCAUCAAGAACAUACAUGGUAUCAGAACAGGUUUGUUUACUCCAGAUAUGGCGUUUGAAGCCAUUGUUAAAAAACAGAUAGUCAAGCUGAAAGGACCUUGCUUGAAAAGUGUGGAUCUGGUGAUGCAAGAGUUAAUCAACACUGUCAAGAAGUGCACUAAAAAGUUGGCAACUUACCCAAGGUUGUGUGAGGAAACAGAAAGAAUUGUUGCUGGCUACAUUCGUGAAAGAGAAGAGAAGACCAAGGAUCAGGUGCUGCUGCUGAUUGACAUCCAGGUUUCUUACAUCAACACCAACCACGAAGACUUCAUUGGCUUUGCAAAUGCCCAACAAAGAAGCAGUCAGGUUAACAAAAGUGCAGUGGGAAAUCAGGGAACCAAUCUACCGCCUUCAAGGCAAAUUGUUAUCCGGAAAGGCUGGCUGACCAUCAACAAUAUUGGCAUCAUGAAAGGAGGAUCCAAGGAAUACUGGUUCGUUCUUACUGCAGAAAGCUUGUCCUGGUAUAAGGAUGAUGAGGUAAGGAAUGAAGAACAUUUGCUAUGCCUAAACCAGCAAUCAAACUUAAAGAGAAAUAUUAAAGCAAGUUUUGAAUCUG
Molecule: messenger RNA, 1530 nt
Organism: Eurypyga helias (sunbittern)
Lineage: Eukaryota; Metazoa; Chordata; Aves; Eurypygiformes; Eurypygidae
Product: dynamin-3
Exons: 14
Cellular component (GO): membrane; cytoplasm; microtubule
Molecular function (GO): GTPase activity; GTP binding; microtubule binding
Source: RefSeq, a predicted model, not a curated record